Xenopus laevis (African clawed frog) is the source of this 3453-nucleotide messenger RNA. It is a transcript of the gene fbrs.L, whose product is annotated as fibrosin L homeolog. The transcript has 19 exons. The coding region runs from base 524 to 3190 and encodes 888 amino acids. NCBI's taxonomy places the organism in Eukaryota, Metazoa, Chordata, Amphibia, Anura, Pipidae. The record is from RefSeq and is a predicted model, not a curated record.
AUCUACAAGGAAGAGCAGAGAGUGGUGUGUGGCGAGAGGGAAAAGCCUCCCCAAACACACACACAGACAUCCCAACUUUUGAUUCCCACCACAUAGAUAUUUCUUCUUUCUCCCACUUAUUAGAGGUUGAUUAAUCCACUCAGUCCCACAGGGGGGCUCCUGCAGUUGCAGUCACAGACAUCUCAGGGUUGCUUAAUCUAUCUGUGUGACUCUGCGCCCCCACAUAGGGACACCCUUGCCUUUUUGGUGCUUAUGCAAAGACUUGCUGUGUUUAGCAUUCACCCCUAGUAAUCAUCAAUUAAUAGCUUCCUCAGGCAUCUCUGGGUUCCUGGCCUUACUCUCAGGCAUCCUCAUAGCCAAGCUUUCUACAGUAUUCAUUUCCAAGUUUUAUAUAACUGACAUUCUAUACAUUCGUUUUUACAGAUAGAAGUUAUUAGUAGAGCUUAGCCAGUCAGGUUGUAGUACAGGGGUUGUUGCUGGUUCGAUAUGCUGUACCCUGGUGGAUAAACCUAAAAAGAGCCACAUGGAGGCUCAGACCUAUAUAUCUGGAGCUAGGCCUGGGCAUCGGGUCCCAAGAAGGCGCUCCAAAGCUCAGCGAGACAGACAACGAGGAUCUUCCCCUGCUAAUUCUUCUUCUUCAACAAGCCCUGCCCCUGAGCUCUGGCCCCGCCCCCAGCGCAAGAGGAGGAAGAGAAGGGGCGCCGACAAUGUAAAUUUAAAAGAAGACGAUUUGAUUGAUGGAUUUUGUAUCAGCAGCUAUGGGAGCCUGGAGGCUAUGCAGAGGGAUUUCUCCGCCAACUCUGCACGCCACGAGGAGUCGUACAGAAAACGACCUCCAGGGAAGAGAAAAAGAAGCGACGAGGCUAGCUCGGACGAUCCAGGUGCCAGUGACCCCGAGAACAGAGUUUUGGCAAACAAGGGUCAAAGAGACUGCAAAGGCCAUAAAGAUCAGAAGAGAAACUGGCCAGCACAUGAUGCUCAGGAAGGAUGUGGGCCGCAUAUAGGACCCCCAGGGGUCAUAAGCCAGGACUGUCUCCACUGCUGUCUGGAUACAGGAUAUAUUUGUGAUGCAGAGAGUAGCUGUGAUGAGCAAGCUCCCAGUGAUGAUCUUGCUCUGUCCUUUACUAUAUCUACAAGCACAGCUUCUGUGUGUCUCCCUGGGGUGCGUCCCAAACUGUCUGUUCUCUCUGAAAUUUCUGGACUGGGCAGAAGUUGUGAAAAGAGCCAAGAACCGGAGUGUGAGCCUUUGCUACCCCCGCAGUGCACAACUCCUGCACUCCCACGUAUGCCCAUUGUCCCACUUAAACGCCCACCCAGUGCUUCCCCCAAAGCACAACCUGCACCUGUGUUGCCUCCACCCACUGCUGGUUUGGAUCCAGUCCUAAACAGUUCCAGCAGGUGCAGCUUUCCCAAACCAAUGGCAGUUCCCCAGAUGUCUCCGCGCCCCCCAACACCAUCCCGUUCUCUACCGGGCCAUUCUAUCCCACAGAGUUUCUCCUCUGCUUUGCGCCCCCAGAGUCAUCAUCAUUUAAGUUUAUUUGCCCCUCCUGCCCAAGCCCUUCCUCCCCCACCUCCACUUCUGCAGGUUACUGGGCACCCAGCCUUAUCUGCAGAACAUGAUGUGAUUGGUCAGGAAAUGGGUUCCCGGUUUGUGGCUGCGCCUGGAGGUGGAGCUGAGCUGAGUGCAGCAGUCAGACCCAUGUACCAGUUCCACCAGCACAACCACCAACAUACGCACCAGCACACACACCAGCACUUCACUCCCUUCCCCCCUGCUGUGGCAUCAUCUACUUUUGACAAGUAUCCGGGUAAAAUUGAAAGUCUGUACAGGCAGAAUUUUUUUCCCCCCUUUUCACCGGUUAUCACUGCGCUUCCCCCUGUUCUACCUCCAAGCGUCUCCUUUGGCUCCCUGCAGGGGGCAUUUCAGCCCAAGAGCACAAGUUCUGAGCUGGCCUCACGAUGCUCUGUGCCUCCUGCUGUGUCUCAUAAAGCUCCUCAGCUUGCAGAUCAAUUUAGGCCGAGGAGGUCGGGGCGCUGGUGUGCAAUGCAUGUGCGUCUGGCUUACAUGAUCCUGCGGCACCAGGAGAGGAUCAAGAUGGCACAUGGCACUCCCCACAAGCAAUCAUUCCGGAAUGAUCUCCUGCCCUGCCUCCCUGCAGGGUUCACUUCUCUGCCAUCCUCACAUGAACUGGCACGAGCCUCUUCCCUCUUCACCGGCUCCCCUGGACAUUUUCAGGUCUCUCCUCCAGCUGCAGCAACUUUUCUUCCCCCCUCUGGACCUGUGGAUCCAUUCAUAAGGGCGACUGGGUUUUCUCCUCUGGCUGCUUUUAAUAAUGGUGCAUUUGGAGGACUAGGGAACCCGUCUUACAAUCCCACCAUAAUGUUUAACCGGAAGGAUAGCCCUGCAGUUCAUAGCUUUCCCAGCCCCCAUGACCCAUGGAAUCGGCUCCACCGCACGCCUCCAUCUUUCCCGACGGCUCCUCCUCAGAUUUGUGCCAAGCCUGAUUUGGACGCGCACCAUGUUGUGCCACUGAUGAAGAAUGAGAAGGAACGGGAUCUUUUCAUGCGCCUGGCACCGCAUAUGUCCCCUCUGACCUCCAGUCAGCGCCUCCCUGGGGGAGAGGAGCGGGGGCCAUCCCGCACAGUCUCGCCAUACGUAGGGGUAAGACACGGAAGCAGUUCUGACAUCAAACCUCGCCUUACGCCGGAUCACUCCUCCAAGGUGAAGGUGAAGGAGGAACCCGAAGUGCUGGCGUUUGAAGUGAGGCGCUCUCCUGUGCCUGGCUUACAUUUGCCUCAUCCAUCAUCCCCCUUUGAGAGGCUUCGGGGCCCCUUCCUGGCUGAGCAGUUUCCCCACACCAUGGAGCCCUGGAGAGAUGUCUACCGCAGAGUGGAUCCCCAGCCCCUCCGUCUUCCUUCAGUGUCCCCCCGCCUUUAUGAAAGAGAGGAGCGGGCGCAUAUCUUGCGAGAGGACUUUGAACGUGCCCACAUGUAUGGCUUGCCCCCUCAUGCCGCCAUGCAGCCUUCAGCAGCGUCCAUGCUGGGUGCUCUCUACCCUCACCCCGCCUCUGGGCUGCUCAGCAAGACUCCUCCCAUUAAUUUGAUGAGUGCCCCUCCCCCUCUCAUCUCCACCUCGCAACCGGGGUCUCCCCUCCACAGGGACCUGUACAAAGAGAGAGACUCAAGAUAGAACUGUCAUUUUCAUCUACGAGGGGGUGUCUUGUAAAUAUUUAUAUAUUACACCCUGAUGCCCUCCCGACCUUGACCUAGCCCCCACCUUAACCCUGGGCUUUUGUACAUUUUUAUGGUUAUAAUGUGAUUUUAAGCACUGUGCUAUCCCCUCCCCAGUGUGUGUGGGCCAGUUGCAGAGCCGAGUGACCUUGCACUGCAUUGUGCUGUCAAAGUGCAGAUCGCUCUGUCUGUUACAUCAAUAAAACCUCUCCAUUCCCCCGA